AUGACUAUUCCAAAGAAGGUGAUCGCAGUGAUUGGGGCUACAGGUAGCCAGGGAGGAUCAGUGGCCCGAUCUCUGGCAGCCAACAGAGAUUUUGAAGUGCUAUGCAUCACACGGGAUAGCUCCUCCACGAAAGCAAAAUCCCUCCAAGCACUGGGGGUUAAAGUGGUUCAAGCAAAUACCGAGAACCUGCCCGACUUGCAAUCGGCUCUGAGCGGCUGCUGGGGGGCCUAUGUUAACUAUACCGUCUUGAAAGUCGGCAAGACUAUCUUAGCGGCCGCAGAGGCUGCCGGGGUAAAACAUAUGGUCUUCAGCUCCGAUCCAAACACGGCGCUACUCACGAGUGGGCAGACUUCGAUUGAAGCCAUGGAUGUCAAGGCUAGGGUAGAGCGAUGGGCCACGACAAACUUGAAGUUUGAAACGUUUACGCCUGUUAUGGCUGGGUGGUAUCUGGAGAAUUUCCAGUCCCCAGAACUCGCCCAGUUCAACGGCGGGUUCCCUCAGAAAGCAGAUAGUGAUGGAUACCUGACCUGCAGAUUUCCGUUCUGGGGCGGACGUGAAGAUGUUCCUUGGAUUAGCGUAAGUGAUGACUAUGGAGAUCUAGUCCAUGGUGUAUUCCUGAACCCACUCCGGUGGAAUCUUCGUGUGAUUCAAGCUGUUGGGGACCCAAUGUCUUUUGGCGAAUUGGUCCAGACGUUCUCCAAAGUAACGGGAAAACUCGCACGCUUUAUUCCCUAUCUCUCUCCUUCGGAAUUGGACGGCGGUCUCGAGGGGGGAGAAGCGAACAUGUUCACAUAUUGCCAGCUCAGGGAGGGCGAAUAUUACCCUAACGGACCAACCGAGAACAGAACCGCUGCCCUUUUGAAGAAAGCUGCGUUCAAGGCCAAGGGGAAUACCGGCCGGGAGACUUUGAUGACAGUCCAGGAGUGGUUCGAACGGGAAUAUACCAAGUGAAUUGAGUGUGGUAUGGGAGAAAUCUGAAAAGAAUUUACUUUCCCUUGGGGUUUUGUAUUGAGCCGUCGCUGUCUUGCGUAUGAUAAAGGGCCUUCAAAGGGACAUAAUCCUGCCAAAUA
This is a messenger RNA of Aspergillus ochraceoroseus IBT 24754, 1070 nucleotides long. Its product is annotated as NmrA/HSCARG family protein. The record is from RefSeq and is a predicted model, not a curated record. The transcript has 5 exons. Lineage: Eukaryota; Fungi; Ascomycota; Eurotiomycetes; Eurotiales; Aspergillaceae. Bases 1 to 951 code for a protein of 316 amino acids.